This is a messenger RNA of Mercurialis annua (annual mercury), 2767 nucleotides long. Its product is annotated as cysteine-rich receptor-like protein kinase 2. Gene Ontology annotation, molecular function: ATP binding; protein kinase activity. Bases 614 to 2566 code for a protein of 650 amino acids. NCBI's taxonomy places the organism in Eukaryota, Viridiplantae, Streptophyta, Magnoliopsida, Malpighiales, Euphorbiaceae. The transcript is spliced from 9 exons. The record is from RefSeq and is a predicted model, not a curated record. Gene Ontology annotation, biological process: protein phosphorylation.
GGUAGAAAAACUGGUUAAACAAGAAAAAUAAAUAAUAAAGUAGUCGUCUCCAACCUGCCACCGAAGACUAUACGGGCUGGAGCAAGUUUGUUCCAACCGCGUGUUUCCCAUUUAAAAAUGACUUCCCUGCUCGUUGAAUCUUUGCUUUUGAAUUCUUUAUUUUCUUUCAACCCCCAGAAAGUUCCAAUCUUCACUUUUUGACUUGUAUCAACUUUUCUCUGUAUUUUAUACCCUUUUUCUGUUACUCUCAAUUCUGCUUCAAAUACACAGCUUCAUAUCAGUAUUGCUCUUCGCAGUUUCAUGGGUAUUUCCAUUAUCAAAUGUACAAAAAGCCAAAAUGUGGAAAAUGAGAUGAUUACUGAAAGUUCAUAACUGGGUUCUAUGUAGCACGGAAAUGGAAAUGUUGGAAUGGGAAAGAUGCCGAAACGGAAAAGAGUGAAACGACAUUAUAAACCUCUAUCAGAAUAGGUUAUAAAAACAGCAUUUUGGAGUUUCGGAAGUGUUUUCAGAGACAAAAAUGAAACGCCGACGUAGGAUUAGAGAAGUUUCUGUGCAACAUAGCUUGGCAGCCUCUUAACUAAAACCACACUCUCAGUACAAGCUAACCAUAAAUAUGAGGAAAGCAUUCCAAUUAGUCUACUACCAAUGCUUUUGCUUCUGCAUUCUUCAACUUUUACUAAUAAAUGAAAGAGUUGUGGGGGAUCCAAGGGCAGAACAAGUGAAUGUUUCAUGCGGUCACCAACUUGAGCAUAAUUCAACAAUCUAUGUUCCAAAUUUUGUUGCAACAAUGGAAAACAUCAGUGAUCAGAUGCGUGCUUCAGGGUUCGGAGUAGCAGUUACAGGUUCGGGACCUGAUAUAAACUACGGCCUUGCUCAAUGUUACGGAGAUCUCUCUUUGCUCGACUGUGUAUUAUGCUACGCUGAGGCACGUACAGUUCUACCACAAUGCUAUCCGUAUACUGGGGGUCGCAUUUUUCUCGACGGUUGCUUCAUGAGAUCUGAAAACUACAGCUUUUAUGAGGAGUAUAAAGGACCUGGAGAUCAUGCUGUGUGUGGAAAUGCAACAAGGAAGAGUUCAUCAUUUACGGAGUCGGUUAGGCGGGCUCUCUCGAGUACAGUUUUAAGUGCACCGAGUAAUAAAGGCUAUGGACGUGUGCAAGUCGCGGUUCCAGGGUCAAACGAAUCAGCUUACGUGUUGGCUAAUUGUUGGAAUACAUUGAACGCGAGCUCGUGCAGCUUAUGCUUGGAGAAUGCUACUGCAUCUGUAUCGGGAUGUUUGCCUUGGUCGGAGGGGAGGGCAUUGAAUACUGGGUGUUUUAUGAGGUACUCGGAUAGGGAUUUUCUCAAUCCAGAGACAAGAAAUGGACGAUCGGAAGGGAGCAUAAUAGUGAUAGUCAUUUCUGUUAUCAGCUCACUAGUGGUUUUAGCAGUUGGAGCAACUACAGGAGUUUAUAUGUGGAAGCGCAGAUAUAUACAGAAGAAACGAAGAGGUUCAAAUGAUGCACAAAAAUUAGUCAAAACUCUUCAUGACAGUAGCUUGAACUUUAAGUACUCUACACUUGAGAAGGCUACAGAAUCUUUUGCCGAUGCAAACAAGAUUGGACAGGGAGGAUUUGGAUCGGUAUACAAGGGUGUUCUGUCCGACGGAAGAGAAAUUGCAGUGAAGAGACUAUUCUUCAACAACAGACAUAGAGCAGCAGAUUUCUACAAUGAAGUUAAUAUGAUAAGCAGUGUGGAACACAAAAAUCUGGUCAGGUUACUGGGUUGUAGUUGUUCUGGACCUGAAAGUCUCCUUGUUUAUGAAUUCCUGCCCAACACAAGUCUCGACAGAUUCAUCUUAGAUAAGAACAAAGGCAAAGCAUUGACGUGGGAGAAAAGAAAUGAUAUCAUUAUUGGCACAGCAGAAGGUUUGGUUUACCUGCAUGAGAACUCCAAGAUCAGGAUCAUUCACAGAGACAUAAAGGCCAGUAAUAUCUUAUUGGAUUCGAGAUUCCGUGCUAAAAUUGCUGAUUUUGGCUUGGCUAGGUCUUUCCAAGAAGAUAAGAGUCAUAUCAGCACUGCUAUUGCAGGAACACUGGGCUACAUGGCUCCAGAGUACUUGGCUCAUGGUCAGCUAACAGAAAAGGUUGAUGUCUACAGCUUUGGUGUGCUUCUGUUAGAGAUUGUCACAGGCAAGCAAAAUAACAGAAGCAAAGGCUCAGAAUACUCCGACAGCCUAGUCACGCUCACUUGGAAGCAAUUUCAGGCAGGAAUCGUGGAAGAGCUUUAUGAUCCGAAUCUUAUGUUGCACAACCACCACAACAUUAAUGUGAAGAACGAUGUUUACAGAGUAGUACAUAUCGGACUUCUAUGUACACAAGAAAUUCCAUCACUACGACCGACAAUGGCGAAGGCGCUACAGAUGCUCACGACAGAGGAAAACCUUCCUGCACCAAGUAAUCCACCGUUCAUAGAUGAAAGAACCAUGGAACUUACUGAUACAUGUGAGGACCCAUGGCGCCCGCUUAAUGCUGGUCAUUCAGCAUCAAUUGCAACUGUCGCGGACAGUUCCUUUUAUCCGAGAUGAGCUGAAGAGAGCUAAUACUUUGCAAAACCAGAGAAACAUCUCCGGUUAGCAUCACCUGACUUGAACUGCAGGUCAUAUACGCAAUCGAGAACAUGUAGAUAGCAAUUGAGUGUACCCAAUGCCAAUUAUAAAAUGUUUACGAUGAAAUCGCAUGCUGUAAAUUGAUCAAUCAAUGGAAAAUUUUGAGAUUAUAAUAAUGAA